UGUGCCACGCGAUGUACCCACUUUUAGUUAGUCUCCUGCUGCUGAUCUUUUGCCUCAGCCACAGGGCAAGUUGCCUGCAGUUGAGGAACUGCAACAAGACAGAGGUGACCUUGAUAAGGGAUACGGAGCUUUUGACUUCACUCACCUUGAGCAACUGCAGCCUGCCGCAUCUGGAGAAUGCCUUCUUUGUACGUUUCGAUCAUCUGCUCCAUUUGGAACUGCAAUACAGUGGACUAAGUGAUUUGGAUGACUUUUCGCUGAAUGGCUUGACCAAACUGCAAUAUCUCUCCCUCUGCCACAAUAACCUCAGCACUCUGAGACCCUGGUCCAGUGAGCCUUUGAGAGCAUUAACCAAUUUGGAUUUGAGUCACAACAGAUUGACCAAGUUGAGGGCCAGAAAUUUCGAACUCUAUCCACAGCUGCAACAACUUGACUUGCGUAACAACCAAAUCAGUCAAAUCGAGGAGGACUCCUUUUAUGGAUUAUCCCAUUUGAAGCAUCUCCAUCUGAAUGGAAAUCAACUGGAGCACAUAGAUGGCACCGUCUUUCACGGUCUCCAUCGCCUCUCCAGUCUUGCACUUCAGCAUAAUCUUAUAGAAGGCAUUGACAUGGAUUCCUUCGAGGGAAAUACUCAUCUUCGAAGCCUACGACUGGAUCAAAAUCAUCUGAGCAGUCUUCAGUUUCUCAGUCAACGAGGAUUGGCUCGACUGGUUCACUUGAAUUUGUCGAAUAAUCUUGUUGAGAAACUGGAACCAUUAGGAUUUUCCAAAAAUUUUGAACUUCAGUUCCUGGACUUGAGUUACAAUAACCUAACUAAGGUUGAUGAGGGUGCUUUGUCGGGAUUGGAAUCAUUGGAGCGCCUUAAUAUAAGUCAUAACUAUGUGAACAUAAUGGAUAGCGAAAGUCUGGCGUCGCUUGUCGCACUUAUUCAUAUAGAUGUCAGCUAUAAUGGACUGAACACUUUACCCGAGUCCUUAUUCCAUGCCAACACUCAGCUGGAGGAGAUUAUGCUUGCCAACAAUCAAAUAGGACAGUUAUCCCCACAGAUGUUCCACAACCAAAAUCAUUUGAGAUAUAUUAAAUUGGCUGAAAAUGGACUUGGCGAAGCUGAUUUUCUAGAAAAACUAUCACCUUCCCUCAAUCGCCUUUCACUUUACGUAGAUCUCAGCUCAAACCGUCUUAAGUCUGUGAACCUCAGUAAGCUUCUUCAUUUUCGUUACAUCAAUUUGGCGAAUAAUAACUGGGACUGUGGCUGGUUGGUUGCAAAUUUGGCCCGGAAGCUACCAAGUUCUGUUAAUUUCGCUCGUCCCUGGAGUGUAAUUAAUAAUUGGAGUGAAAAUAUUACAAAUAUCGAAGGUGUAGACUGCUCUGAGGAUGGGAGUAAUCGAUCCAUUAUCUUGCUGGAUGUGAGUUCAAUUCCAAAGCAAAAGACAGACAAUUGCGAGUGUGGGUUAAUCUAUGAUGAUAGGAAUCCAUCGCCGCCUCCUCUCACUUGGCCUAAGAUUCCCACAGAUCGUUUUGAUUCAAGAUCAGUGAUUAUCUGGAUGUUAAUAGCCAUUGCAAUAUCCUUUGCAGGACUCCGUUGGCUGAGACGAUUCGUCGAUCGCAAUGAGAAACGUAAACUGGAGAGAAAGGAGCCGAACAAUGUGCACGUCAGCAAAGUUCAGUGGCAGCCCGUCAGGAACGAUCAAGAGAGAACGUAGCCUAUUUUAUAAAUAAAAUGUGCAUCGCUUUCAAAAAACAAAUAUAUUCAGUUCAAAGUGUCUUAAAUUCUAA
Drosophila eugracilis is the source of this 1776-nucleotide messenger RNA. Its product is annotated as insulin-like growth factor-binding protein complex acid labile subunit. Gene Ontology annotation, molecular function: protein binding. The record is from RefSeq and is a predicted model, not a curated record. The transcript has 4 exons. Lineage: Eukaryota; Metazoa; Arthropoda; Insecta; Diptera; Drosophilidae. The coding region runs from base 12 to 1703 and encodes 563 amino acids.